This is a messenger RNA of Brugia malayi, 3627 nucleotides long. RefSeq lists its product as uncharacterized. Gene Ontology annotation, molecular function: ATP hydrolysis activity; protein binding; ATP binding. The record is from RefSeq and is a predicted model, not a curated record. Gene Ontology annotation, biological process: chromosome organization. Gene Ontology annotation, cellular component: chromosome. NCBI's taxonomy places the organism in Eukaryota, Metazoa, Nematoda, Chromadorea, Rhabditida, Onchocercidae. The coding region runs from base 1 to 3627 and encodes 1208 amino acids. The transcript has 26 exons.
AUGACUGCAGGAAUGCGCAUAAAACGAAUCGAAAUAGAUGGCUUCAAAUCAUAUGCCCAGCGACAGAUUAUUGAUGGCUUCGAUGCACAAUUUAAUGCAAUCACAGGUUUAAACGGUUCAGGCAAAUCAAAUAUCCUCGAUGCUAUUUGUUUCGUCCUUGGUAUUUCUAAUUUGAGUCAGGUUCGUGCUGCGCAGCUUUCGGAUCUCGUUUAUAAACAGGGCCAAGCUGGUAUUAGUAAGGCUACAGUAACAAUUACAUUUGAUAACACAGACACCUCUAAUCGACCCGUUGGCUUUGAUAAAUAUGAUGAAAUUAUUGUUCGACGACAAAUAGUAAUAAAUGGUCGAAAUACAUACACCAUCAAUGGAGCUGCAGCAACAAAUAGCAGAGUUGCAGAUAUGUUUCGGACAGUUGGUUUGAAUGUAAAUAAUCCACAUUUCUUAAUUAUGCAAGGACGUAUUACAAAGGUCCUGAAUAUGAAACCAAUGGAGAUCGUUGGAAUGAUCGAAGAAGCGGCUGGAACACGAAUGUAUGAAGCAAAAAAGCAAAGCGCUGUACGUACAAUAGAAAAAAAAGAAGGCAAAAUGGCUGAAAUAAAACAGCUGAUGGAAGAAGACAUCCUUCCACAAGUAGAGAAAUUGAAACGAGACCGAAGUAAUUUCCUUGAAUAUCAGAAAAUUGGCAGGGAGUUGGAAGCACUUCAACGAAAGCUUAUCGCAUUUGAUUUCAUGAGCUCAUUGACUCACAGCCAUACGUUACAAGACGAUAUAACUAGCGUGAAAGAUCGAAUUCGCGAAGUAGACAAGGACAUUUAUGACGCGAAAGAAGAAUUGGAUCGGAAAGAACUCCGACUUAAAGAACUUGAAGAUAAUAAGAAUAAUAAAACGGGAUGGGAAAGGAAGGAAAUUGAAAAUCGUAUUAAAAAUGCUAUGGCAGCAUUAACAGCAGCAGAAGCAGGUCGUGAUGCUAUGCUUGAUAAAGAGAAAGAAACGAGAACAGCUAUUGACCGCAAAACUAAAAGCAUUCAGUCGGAUAAGAAUGAAUUAGAAAAGAAAUGCCGUGAACUUAAAAAACUUGAAACUGAAAUUGGUGGUGAAGAAAAGCGUGGUAAGGAAGCAGAGGAAGCAGUAAAGCGUGCACGGAAUAAAUUGGAAGCGUUGGCGAAAGGCAUGAUCACUGAUGAAGAUGGACACGCCGUUACUUUGGAUGCUCAAUUAACAGCUCAGCGAAGCGCACUAAGUGCGUUGGAAACGAAGAUAAAAACAGCUCAAAUGAGAUUGAAACAACUAGAACCAUUGUUAGCGAAAAAGAAAGACGAAUUAAAUGCAAUAACCAAUCAGGCCGACUCAGAAGAACGCGAACGAUCAAAUUUGGAGCAGCAAAUGCGAUCCAUAGAGACUAAAUUAAAUGGACUAAAUUUCAAUGAAGAAACUGGACUUCAAAUUGCUAACGAACGUCGAACUCUUGCUGCAGAACGCAGUGCUUUGGCCGAUGCUGUAAUGGAUUUUGAGGCUCGGAAUCCAUAUUUAAAAUUCGACUAUUCGGAUCCGUACCCAAAUUUCGAUCGUCGUUUAGUUAAUGGGAUUGUUGCUAAAUUGUUCCGAAUUCGUGAUUUUCGAUUUGCAACUGCUUUGGAAGUUGCUGGUGGUGGAGCCCUGUAUAAUAUCAUAGUACGAAAUGCAAAAGUUGGCCGGGAUUUGUUGAAAAGUGGUAAUUUGAGACAUCGAGUAACUAUUCUGCCUUUGGAUAAAAUCGAAGGUCGAGCGCUUGACAAUCGUAAAUUGCAGCGAGCACGGGACUUGGUUGGCAAGGAAAAUGUUUUCAUAGCAAAAGAUUUAAUUGAAUAUGAACCUGAACUUGAAUCAGCCAUGCGUCAUGUGUUUGGCAAUGUCUUCAUAUGCACAAGUGACAAUGAUGCAAAAAAGGUAACAUUUGAUGCUCAGAUUAAUACAAGAUCAGUAUCUUUGGCUGGUUGUGAUUUCAGUCCUGGUGGUGUGCUCACUGGAGGAUCUCGUAGUAACAAGUCUGCUCUUUUAACAUCUUUGGACGCCACAACAAAAAAUAUUGAGCGUAUCACUGCAAUCGACUGUCAUUUACAUCAAUUGGAAGAUCAGUUAAAAAUAUUGGCACCAAUUCGACAGCAGUACAUUGAACUUAGUGGCGAACAUGGACAGUGUUCUAGACGUCUUCAAGCUAUCAAAGAUAAUAUGAAACACAGCGCUGCUCAAAUUUUACGAAAUGAAAUUAAUGACAUUGAAUCGGAAAUUCCACAGUAUCGAGACACAGUAGAAAAUGGCAACGUGGAACGGAGAAAACUAGAAGAGAAGAUAACUGUUUUAAAUGAGCGGAAAAAAAAUGAAAAAAUGUUCCAGGAAAAAGAGAAGAAAGAAGCUCAAAAAGAUUUAGGUACGGCAGAAAAAGAAUUAGCAAGUUUGAAAAGCAGUUUUGAAAAAGCAAGAGUUUCUCUCGAGACGUUGAGAGAAGAAAUAACUUCAUUGCAAAAGACAGUAGCUGAAGACGAAGAGGAAUUAUCAGUUUUUCUAAAGGAAACUAAACGGGGUGUCGAAGAGAUGACUGUUUUGGAAGGGAACGUUGCGAAAGCUAAGGAAGAAGCGGAAGAGGCGAAAAAAGAAAUGCAGAAGUUCACGGAAAGAAUGCGUGAACGUGAUGCUUACAUACGAUCUGUAGUAGAAAUGGUGAAUGCACUUAAGAAAAGCUUGAAAGAAUCUGAUCUUAAAAAAGAACAACUACAGAAAGAUAUCCAGGAUAUGAAAAAGAAUGUAGAAGAUUGUUCUAGAAGGGCAGCUAGACUAGAGAAGCAGCACAGUUGGAUUAUGGAAGAAAAACACCAUUUUGGCCAAGCUGGUACUGCAUAUGAUUUUACCGAUUAUUCCAUCGAAAAGGGUCAUAAAGAAUUGGAGGACAGGACUACUCGAAAACAUGCACUGGAAAGAAGUAUCAAUGCAAAAGCAAUGAAUAUGUUAGGAACAGCGGAAGAGCAAUGUCGACAACUGGAAGCCAAAAUGGAGCAGUUGAUGAAUGAUAAAGCGAAAUUGCUAGAUGCAAUUGAAAAAUUGGAUAUCAAAAAGAAAAAUGAAAUUAUUAAAGCUCAUGAAAAAGUAAAUCGAGACUUUGGUAACAUUUUUUCUACGUUACUGCCUGGUACAAGUGCAAAACUGGAACCUCCUUCAGGUGCCACUUCCGCGUUAGGUGGUUUGGAAGUAAAAGUUGCUUUCAGAAACAAAUGGAAAGAUUCACUUGGCGAAUUGAGUGGUGGUCAGCGUUCUUUAGUAGCCUUAUCGCUAGUAUUAGCGAUGUUAAAGUUCAAACCUGCUCCAAUUUAUAUCCUGGAUGAAGUUGAUGCUGCGCUCGAUUUGUCACACACUCAAAAUAUUGGUGCCAUGAUCAAAACACAUUUCAAAGAAUCACAGUUUAUAAUAGUAUCGUUAAAAGAUGGAAUGUUCAACCACGCAAAUGUGCUUUUCAAAACCCGAUUUAUUGAUGGCACCUCUACAGUAAUUCGUACAGAGAACAAGGAUCAGUGGAUUAUCGAUGAGCCGAUGGAAAUACGUGGUAUUGAAAAAGAGAAUGAUAGUAAUAUUCCGAGAAAACGAAGAAAAGAAUGA